AUGUCUUCUUAUGCAGAAAACAACAAUCAAUCAAUCAACAUUGUUCGUCAAACUCAAAAUGUUAAUACAUUUACAACACCUCCAAAGCAUAACACAACCAUACAAUACUGCCCUUCCUUUACAGAUGUUAGAACUCCAUUUUCUAACAUUACAAAUGUUAUAAAUCCGUUAUCUAACAAUAGAAAUGAUAUCAUCGGUUUCGAUAAAUAUACCACUUCCAAGUUAGCAAACAAAAGACAAUACCAUGUACUUUCAAAUGAAAUGAAAUCAAAAAAUGCAUCCACAGUAACAACUUCUUCAUCAUCAAUCAAGUUAAAUCCAGGAUGUCAUAAAUUAAAAACGAAGACAAGACAUUUAUCCCCUAUCCCAUUGAUUGAUCUGACAGAAGAUGUAGAAAAUAUACAUCAAGUGAACAAUGAAAAUCUUAUAGUUGGUAUCUCAAAUGAAUAUUUGGAUCAUGGUGAUCAAGUUGUUGUAUGUCAAACAUGUCGUGCAAAGUUAUGGAGAAACAAAUCCAUUAGAGGUAAAGAAAAGGGAAACACGGAUUAUUCAUUAUGUUGUGGUUACGGCAAAGUUCAACUUCCAGAUUUAAAGAAUGCACCCCCGACUUAUGAAAGAAUGUUUCGAAAUAUGGACUCAAAAAGCAAACAUUUCAUGAAAAACAUUCGACGUUACAAUUCAAUGUUUUCUUUCACGUCGAUGGGUGGUAAAAUUGAUUCUUCAAUCAAUAGAGGAAACGCUCCAUACAUUUUCAGAUUGGGUGGUCAAAAUUAUCAUAGUAUUGGAAGUCUUUUGCCAGCAAAAGGAUCGGAACCAAAAUUCUCUCAGUUAUACAUUUAUGACACUGACAACGAAAUUACAAAUAGACAGAGAUGUUUUCGUGGUGAAAAGGAUCAAUCAACAUCAACUGAUAGUGAUAUUAUUGAAGAUAUUAAGGUGAUGUUGGAUUCAAAUAAUGUGUUGGUUAGAUCUUAUAGGAUGGUAAGAGAUACUUUUCAGAAAAAUUCAGAAGUUGAUAUGAAAUUACGACUUAUCGGGAGAAGGGAGCAAGAUGGAAGAACAUAUAACCUACCGACUGCUUCUGAGGUUGCUGCUUUAAUAAUUGGUGACAUUUCGGAUUCAAUCGAGAAGAGGGAUAUCGUCGUUCAAACAAAAAAUGGUUGUCUACAACGUAUCAGUGAAUUGCAUCCUUCGUAUCUUCCUCUCCAAUAUCCAUUGCUAUUUCCAUAUGGGGAUGAUGGUUAUAGUGUUGACAUUCUUCAUAGAGGUGUGUCAUUUACGAACAACAGCAAGCGUGCGAAAUGUACAAUGAGAGAAUAUUUCGCUUAUAGGGUUCAAGACAGAGAUCAUUCGUUUUCUCUCAUACUUAAUUCAAGAAGGUUGUUUCAACAAUUUCUGGUAGAUGCCUACACUAUGAUGGAAACGGAGAGAAUGUACUACAUACGUAGGCAACAACAUGUUCUUAGAUGUGAUUCUUAUGAAAAUUUACGUAACCAAAAAGCUCAAGGAACCACUGAUAUCUCGAAUGUCGGCCAACGUGUCAUAUUACCUUCAUCCUUUACCGGAGGUGCACGUUAUAUGCUGCAAAACUAUUUGGAUGCCAUGUCACUAUGCAAAUGGUUUGGAUAUCCUGAUUUCUUCAUAACCUUUACGUGUAAUCGCAAAUGGCCUGAGAUUAAAAGGUUUCUUAAGGGUACUUCACUUCAACCAGAAGACAGGCCUGAUAUACUAUGUAGGUUGUUCAAGAUCAAGCUUGAUGCAUUCAUUAAAGACUUAAGGGAUAAUCAAAUUUUCGGCAAAGUUCAAGCAUAUGUUUAUACAAUUGAAUUCCAAAAAAGAGGUUUGCCGCAUAGUCAUAUAUGUCUAUUCAUGCAUUCUGACAACAAGCUACCAACUGUUGAGCUUAUCGAUCCGAUAAUUUCAGCAGAGAUACCAGACAGAAUCGAAGAUCCUGAAUUAUAUUCACUUGUAAAUGAGUUUAUGAUUCAUGGUCCAUGUGGAGCUGAAAAUAUGAAUUGUCCAUGCAUGGUGGAUAAAAAGUGCUCUAAAAACUUUCCAAAACAAUUCAUUAAUCAUUCGUCUGUAGAUCAGAAUGGUUUUCCGUUAUAUAGGCGAAGAAACGAUGGUCAUUUUGUAGAAAAAUCAGGUGUAAGGUUGGAUAAUAGAAAUGUUGUUCCAUACAACAAAUAUCUAUUGAAAAGAUAUCAGACACAUAUUAAUAUUGAAUGGUGCAAUCAGGGAUCUUCUAUAAAGUAUUUGUUUAAAUACAUAAAUAAGGGUCCUGAUAGAGCUACAGUUGCUGUUGUACCAACCAACAAUGAAUGUGAAAAUAAUGAUGCGGUCGAUGAAAUAGCUGAAUAUUACGAUUGUAGAUAUUUAUCAGCAUGUGAAGCAUCAUGGCGAAUUUUUACAUAUGAUGUUCAUUGCAGAUAUCCUUCUGUUGUCAGACUGCCUUUUCAUCUUCCUAAUCAACAACAGAUUGUAUAUGGUGAAGACAAUGAUAUUGAUGAUGUUCUUGACAAACCUUCUGUUGCGGCUUCAAAGUUCACAACUUGGAUGGAAUGUAAUGCAAUCGACAGUGAAGCACGAAAACUCACAUAUGUUGAAUUCCCUAAAAAGUUUGUUUGGAUAUUAAAUGGUCGGUUUUGGAAGCGAAGGAAAGUAGGAAAAGCCAUCGGUAGAAUUCAUUCUGUUUCACCUAAACUAGGUGAGGCAUAUUUCUUAAGGAUUUUUUUAAAUAAAGUAAAAGGACCAACAUCAUUUGAUGAUAUUCGCACGGUAAAUGGUCAAACACAUUCUUCUUUUACAGAUGCUUGUUAUGCACUCGGGCUAUUAGAUGAUGACAAGGAAUACAUUGAUGCAAUUAAAGAAGCAAGUCAUUCUGGAUCUGAAUUGUCACUCGGAGUAGAUGAACUUAAGAACUUAACUUUGUUCGAAAUACAACAAAUUUUACUUCGAAACAACUCUACACUCAAAAACUUCAAAAACAUGCCAUACCCAGAUGUUGAAUCCGUUUCUUCUUCAAACAAUCGGCUUAUCACCGAGGAGCUAGAUUACGACGUUCCCGUGAUAAAGAAUGACUAUGAUCGUAUGUUUCUUGCAUUAACAGAUGAGCAACGUAAUAUUUUCCUAAACAUCAUGAGUGUUAUUCAAGAAAAUAAAGGAGGUGUCUUCUUUGUUUACGGUUAUGGUGGAACGGGUAAAACUUUUUUAUGGAAAACAAUAUCUGCAGCAAUUAGAUCUGAAGGAAAUAUUGUAUUAAAUGUUGCUUCAAGCGGUAUUGCUUCCUUAUUAUUGCCUGGUGGUAGAACAACACACUCUCAAUUUAUAAUUCCAUUUGAGCUUACAGAGGAUUCUUUUUGUAACAUAAAUCCAGACGGUGAGUUGGCAAGCUUAAUAAGAAAAACCUCUUUAAUAAUUUGGGAUGAAGCACCUAUGGUCCAUAAGCAUGCAUUUGAAGCUUUAGAUCGAACUUUUAAGGAUUUACUAAGGUGCGUAAAUUCAACAAUCUCAAAUAUUCCAUUUGGAGGGAAAGUUAUUGUCUUUGGAGGAGAUUUUAGACAGAUUCUACCUGUUGUUCCGGGUGGCAGUAGACAGAACAUUGUAAAUGCUUCUUUGAGUUCUUCGUAUUUAUGGGAACAUUGCAAAGUCCAUAGAUUAACAAAAAACAUGAGGCUAACUGUUGGAAGGGAUCAAUCAGAUAUAGGAAAAAUAAGAGAUUUUGCAAAUUGGUUGUUGGAUAUAGGAGAAGGAAAACUUGGUGGUCCGAACGACGGUGAAACGAUUAUCGAUAUUCCGGAUGAUAUUCUCAUUAACGAUUCACAUGAUCCUAUAGGUUCCUUAAUUGAGUUUGUAUAUCCUUCAAUUUUAGAGAACUAUAGCGAUAUAAAUUAUUUCCAAGAAAGAGCGAUACUUGCUCCGAAAAAUGAAGUUGUCCAGGAAAUAAACGACCGUUUGCUUAAGAAGUUUCCAGGAGAUGAAGUUGAAUAUUUUAAGUUCAGACAGCAUAUGUGA
Lactuca sativa (garden lettuce) is the source of this 4014-nucleotide messenger RNA. RefSeq lists its product as uncharacterized. Lineage: Eukaryota; Viridiplantae; Streptophyta; Magnoliopsida; Asterales; Asteraceae. The record is from RefSeq and is a predicted model, not a curated record. Gene Ontology annotation, biological process: DNA repair; telomere maintenance. Gene Ontology annotation, molecular function: DNA helicase activity.